AGCUUCAUCUUUCUAAAUUGAGUGCCUCUCUUAUUCUUAGAGCUUCAAAUAGACUCAGUCGUAGUGACCGAUUUCAAGUUUCAUCCUUUUUGGAGGUUAACAAGUUAUGUGCGAUAGUCACAGAGCAUGAAACCUCCAAAGGGCUUGACUUGGAGUCCUCUAUCCCAGCUCCACCAUUGUUUAUAGAGAGGUGUAAGAUGGAGCAGACCAGAUCGGAUUUAAGAUUUCAUCACUCUGGAUCAACAGAAUCAGAGGAAUCUGCUUUAGAUAUGGAGAGAAAUUGCUGCAAUCAUGUUAAUCUUCCUUCAUCAAGUCCUCCGCCUGUUCAACCCUUUGCUUCUAACGCUCAGCAUUCUGAGAGCAAUGCUGCCUACUUCUCAUGGCCUACUUCGAGUCGAUUAAUUGACGCAGCAGAAGAUAGAGCAAACUAUUUUGGAAACCUACAGAAAGGGGUGUUGCCAGAAACUCUUGGACGGCUACCAUCGAGGCAGCGAGCAACUACUUUACUCGAGUUAAUGACCAUUAGAGCGUUCCACAGUAAAAAAUUGCGUAGGUUUAGUCUUGGCACAGCAAUUGGGUUCCGUAUCCGUCGGGGUGUCCUGACAGAUAUACCAGCUAUUCUUGUCUUUGUUGCUCAUAAAGUUCACAGGCAAUGGCUUAACCAGUUUCAAUGCUUACCUGCUGCUCUUGAGGGUCCCGGAGGUGUGUGGUGUGAUGUGGAUGUUGUGGAGUUUUCUUAUUAUGGUGCACCUGCAGCAACUCCUAAAGAACAGUUAUAUACUGAGCUUGUAGAUGGCUUUAGAGGAAGUGAUCCGGUCAUUGGUUCUGGUUCACAGGUUGCCAGUCAAGAGACAUAUGGAACACUGGGUGCUAUUGUGAAGAGUCGAACAGGAAAUCGACAGGUAGGUUUCCUUACAAAUCGGCAUGUUGCAGUUGACUUGGACUACCCAAAUCAGAAGAUGUUUCAUCCUUUACCGCCCAACCUUGGUCCCGGAGUGUACCUUGGUGCUGUAGAGAGGGCAACCUCAUUUAUUACAGAUGACCAAUGGUAUGGAAUCUUUGCCGGUAUAAACCCAGAAACAUUUGUGCGAGCUGACGGGGCUUUUAUUCCUUUUGCUGAUGAUUUCAAUAUAAACAAUGUAACUACAACUAUAAAGGGGAUAGGUGAGAUUGGUGAUGUUCAUAUCAUAGAUUUGCAGUCUCAGAUCGGCAGUCUCAUUGGAAGGCAAGUUGUCAAAGCGGGAAGAAGCUCUGGCUUGACCACUGGGACGAUAAUGGCAUAUGCUUUAGAGUACAAUGAUGAGAAAGGAAUCUGUUUCUUUACUGAUUUCCUGGUUGUUGGAGAGAACCAGCAGACUUUCGACCUCGAAGGAGACAGUGGAAGCCUCAUACUAUUAACGGGACAGGAAGGGGAGAAGCCACAGCCCGUUGGCAUCAUUUGGGGUGGGACUGCUAACAGGGGUCGGUUGAAACUCAAAGUUGGUCAACCCCCUAAAAAUUGGACCAGUGGAGUCGAUCUUGGGCGUCUUUUAGAUCUCCUUGAACUUGAUCUCAUCACGACCAAUGAAGGGCUUCAAGGUAUGCGUUCCAAUCAAUAUGUGUGUGUAUUUGCAUCUGGCUCUUACUUUGGCAUUGACAAUGUCUAUUUGUCAUUGUUAUUGAUGAAGCUGCCGUGGAAGAUCAAAGAAAUGCUUCCGCAGGUGGGAUUGAUUCAACAGUUGGGGAGUCUUCUCUUCUGAUCCAGGUUCCAUCGAAGGAUAAGAUGGAAUAGAACUUGGAACCGAUUAAUUUAAACAUCCGGCAUGUUUUGGCUGAAGGCGAGUCCUGGCAAGGACUUGCACUACCAAUCAUGCUUACAGAAUAUCGAGCAGAAGAUAGGGUCGAAGCAGGUCCUAACGUGGAACAUCAAUUCAUUCCUAGCUUCAACGGAAUGUCUCCAGUUAAUAAGCAAAGGGGAAACGUGGAAUCUAGGAAUCUUUCAACAUUAAGGAGUGGAUCAGAUGAGGCUGAACCAAAACGAAGAAAAUAUUCGGAUUCCAUCUAUAGCAUCAAGGACUUGAAGUGAAGGAGUAACGAAAGAGGCAAAUUACAUGGAUAUAUCAUCCUAUCAAAAUCAGGUCACAGAAUUAUUUAUGUUGCUUCAAAUUUGUGUGCCUUCCUGAUCAAAUAUAUAAAAGAAAAACUGCAAGUGUCGGACUGCAUAAAUGAGUUCGAGGUUUACUUGGGGGGAUUAUGUUCAUCUUCCCCCCAAAUCAUUGGGUUAAAAUACAUUGCUAGGUUUACUUGUAUGUCUUG
Messenger RNA from Hibiscus syriacus, 2295 nucleotides. Its product is annotated as protein NARROW LEAF 1-like. The coding region runs from base 198 to 1739 and encodes 513 amino acids. The record is from RefSeq and is a predicted model, not a curated record. Lineage: Eukaryota; Viridiplantae; Streptophyta; Magnoliopsida; Malvales; Malvaceae. The transcript is spliced from 5 exons.